AUUGUGCCAGCGGUGACAUAUAGUAGCUUGCAUUCACUACUUUCUUUCACAAGCUCCCCCAGAAUCCUCUGUUGUUCAGUCAGCUCCAUUGAGCCAGAUAGACCCAUAGAUUUUCUUCCCUAUGAGUAAUAAGAAUUUUCAAUGAAGAUAUUAGGUAGAGUGCCAUAAUAUAGAGUAAAGACAGAAAGAUUAAUAUUUGACAGACAUACCACAUUGUUGGAUUCUUAACUUUAAUGUUGGCAGAUUUUGGAGGCUUUACAGUUCAUACACGGCAAAGAUAUUAUUCAUCGAGACUUGAAGCCGAAUAAUAUUUUCAUAGGCGACAGAGGAACAGUGAAAAUUGGGGACUUUGGAUCAGGUUCAUUUAAAUAAAAUUUGGUGCUUUGCAAAAUUGUACCUGGGCAAUGAGUUGGUUGACUAACCAAUUUUUCCUAAUUACAGUUCUGCAUAAGGAUGUCAGUUCGACCACAAAGUUGGCACCAGUUGGUGCGGAUCUCUACCGUGCACCUGAAAUGGAAAAGGGGGUGUGCAUCACCAACAAGGUGGACAUGUAUGCCUUGGGGUUGAUUCUAUUCCAGCUGUUUGGUCCCCGGGGAGAUACUGCGAUCCAAAGGUUGAAAGAUUCGGCAUCGCCCAGGCAAGUUUGCGAAAUUUGCGAAAAGUAUAAGAUGGAUGAAACUGUCAAGCCCCUGAUCUUGAAGCUACUUCGGACAGAUCCAUUGAAACGGCCUUCUGCUGCUGAUCUUCUACAGGAUUUAGAUACAUUGGAGGGGAAAAAACAAGAAGCACAACUACAGAAACUUUCAUAGCAUUUGGAAACUGACAUUUAGCAAUUGCGAUGGGCCAUGCAGUUGGCUGUGCCUAAAACCCUAGAACAUGGAUGCUGUUUAUCACUGUUUGAGUAGAUUGUGGAGUACUGUGUCUCGAACGAGCGUUUGACACUUACAAUGUUGUGCACAUGGUGCUAUGUCACCUAGACUCCUUUUUGAUAUUGUAUAAUGAAUUUGUUUCUGCAACAAUGCUAUUUUGAAGUGUGCCAAAGGCAUUAGGACAUUUCUGUUAACAUUCUGGUGUUUGGGCCAUUUCUGUUACUGAAAAGAGUUUCAGCAACUUCCUCCUAAUCCUUGUCUGUGUGAAAAAUACUGAGAAAUUCUUUCCAUGUCUUGUGUUAUCAACUGGGCAUUCAAGAAGUUAAAGUCUGCUUUCAUUGGUCA
This is a messenger RNA of Coffea eugenioides, 1214 nucleotides long. RefSeq names its product eukaryotic translation initiation factor 2-alpha kinase 1-like. Gene Ontology annotation, cellular component: cytosol. NCBI's taxonomy places the organism in Eukaryota, Viridiplantae, Streptophyta, Magnoliopsida, Gentianales, Rubiaceae. The record is from RefSeq and is a predicted model, not a curated record. The transcript has 2 exons. Gene Ontology annotation, biological process: protein phosphorylation. Gene Ontology annotation, molecular function: eukaryotic translation initiation factor 2alpha kinase activity; ATP binding. The coding region runs from base 405 to 809 and encodes 134 amino acids.